Molecule: messenger RNA, 1996 nt
Organism: Closterium sp. NIES-67
Lineage: Eukaryota; Viridiplantae; Streptophyta; Zygnematophyceae; Desmidiales; Closteriaceae
Source: the annotation of a GenBank genome assembly
CAGUCAAGAACUCAGCCCAGCAGGGAGGUAGGCGUUGUCAGUUCAGCGUAGUCAAAUACCUGCGUGCUCCUUAGCUCGUGUGCCCUUUGCACUCCGUACCUCAUCUCAUCUAGUUCCUGCAGCACCUCAUGGACGACGACGAUGUUGCCUUCUGUGGCUGCUUCGGCUCGCCCAGUCCCCGGACACCCACGACGCCCUCGAAGCGCCCUUUUCUGCGCGGGAAUGGUCCAGGCUCGGCAAACGAAAGGCCACCUUCCAGCCCCUCUCCCCUACGGCGGUUCUCGUACCGCGAGAUGCAGCACGCCACGGGGAACUUCAACUCCACGCUGCAGCUGGGCAAGGGCAGCUUUGGGACGGUGUUUCGCGGGCAGGUGGACGAGUGGCUGGGAGAGCUGCCACGUGGCAGCAGGAGAGAGGUGGCCGUGAAGGUGCUUCAUACUGACAGCGUUAAAGCCUUUGAUGACUGCCUGGCGGAGAUCAUAGUCCUGGGCGAUCUGAGUCACCCCAACCUGGUGCGGCUGCUGGGGUACUGCAUGGAGGACGACAGAGCCAUCUUGGUGUAUGAGCUGGUGGAGAGGGGCGACCUGCACCACUGGCUGCACCCCCAUGACCUCUCCCCAAACAGCCCAUGCCUGUCGUGGGAGCAGCGGGUGCAGGUGGCAGUGGGCAUGAGUGAGGGCGUGGCGUAUCUGCACGGGCAGAACAUCAUUCACCGCGACUUCAAGUCACAAAACGUGAUGCUGGACUCGGCGUUGAGAGCCAAGGUGACGGACUUUGGAAUGGCAACGCGGGGCCCGGAGGAGGGGAAGAGCCACGUGUCAACUCGCAUCAUGGGCACCAUGGGGUACCUCGACCCUGACUAUAUUGAGACGGGUCAUCUGACCCCUCUCAGCGACGUCUACUCCCUCGGCAUUGUUUUUUUGGAGCUGCUCACUGGCCGCACCCCCGCCACCACCGCCACACACAACCGCCUCUUCCCCUGGAUCCACAAACAGCUGGCACGAGGAAAGGGCGGUGGAGGAGAAGCAGCAGCAGGCACAGCAGAAGAUGGACAGCAGCAGCAGCAGCAGCAGGGGGGGAAGGGGGGUGGGUUCCACAUAAGCCAGGUGGUGGAUCCGAGACUGAAGGGGCAGUUCUCAGUGUCAGCAGCGCAGAAGCUGCUGCUGAUCGCCAUGUACUGCAUUCAGGAGGAGCCGAUUAAGCGACCCGACAUCAAACAGGUGGUGAAGAAAGUGAGGGAGAUCGCUGGGGCAGGUGGGGCGGUGCAGGGGGUGGGAGCGGCUGUGGCAGGUGGUGCAGGGCAAGGGUUGGUGGCAGGAAGAGCAGCAGGGCAAGUUAUGGCAGGGCCUGGAGGGCCAAUGCAGCAACCGGCAAGUGGAAUGGGGAUGGAUGAGCACGGUCAUUCACAGCAAACACCACAUGUCAUGCAGCAACAUGGAUACAUGGGUACAGGACAGCAGCCACCAGCAUAUGCUGUCAACCAACCAGCAUAUGGCAUGGCACAACCACAUGGCAUUGCUCAGCCGAAUGGAAUGGCACAAGCACACGGCAUGGCGCAACCACAUGGUGCUGCACAACCGCAUGCCAUGGCACAUCCAUAUGGCAUGGCGCAACCACAUGGUGCUGCACAACCGCAUGCCAUGGCACAUCCAUAUGGCAUGGCACAACCAGCAUACCCAAUGGCACAGCAAGGUCAUGAUGGUUCAGGAGGGCAGCCGGCACAAGGCAUGGUGCAUCCCAUGUAUGCCAUGGGGCAAGGGGUGGGUUGCAGGGCUCCAUAGCUAGGGUAAAUCAGGAGGGGCGCCAUGGAAUGGGACUAGGAGAGAGCAUUGCAGUGGGGAACAUACGAGUGUAGGUGGUAACCCUUAACAGCUCGCCAAUUUAUACACCGGUGCCCGUUACGGUAUGUGCUAAUUUAUUAGCCACCAUUGGCCAUGUAAAAGGCUAUGUUUGGCAGUCUGAUCUGGUAUAUACACUGCAGAAUAUUCAUAAGCUU